Erythranthe guttata (spotted monkey flower) is the source of this 1916-nucleotide messenger RNA. RefSeq names its product serine/threonine-protein phosphatase 7 long form homolog. The record is from RefSeq and is a predicted model, not a curated record. Gene Ontology annotation, biological process: meristem maintenance; meristem development. Lineage: Eukaryota; Viridiplantae; Streptophyta; Magnoliopsida; Lamiales; Phrymaceae.
UGACCUUCGACCUUUCUCCUCGAUUCUUCAAACUCCAAAAAUGGCGGAUAAUCUUGUGAUGGAAGAAAGGGAGGAGUUCAUGGUUUCUCCGACCGGCAGCCGUCCCUUUCUCAGAUCAGCCCAUUUUCUCCGACCCUCCGUCACCUCCACCGCCGGCCCCGUCGCCGCCCCUUCACUGGAAUCUCCAACUCCCUCCGCCGCCAAACACAAAGAAUUAUCCUUCCAGGUGAACUUCCUCGGCUGGAGAAUCCCACAGGAGAAAUGGAAAACAUGGGUCGACCAGAUGCACUCCUCACACCAUUCUACCUGGAGGAAAGCCGGGAUUUACGACGCCGUCGUGAGUUCCAAAUGCUGCAUCCACCGCCACCGGGAUUUGAUUUUUAAUCUCGUCGACAAAUGGUGCCUCUCCACGAACACGAUGGUGUUCCCGUGGGGGGAAGCAACCCUCACUCUAGAAGACGCGGCGGUGCUCGGCGGGUUCUCCGUGCUAGGUCACUCGGUUUUCGCCCCCUCCCCGGAAGACGGCAAUUCGCAAGAAGUAAUGCAGGAAUUACUCGACGCCCGAUCAGCAAUUUGCAAAACCAACGCGAGGAACGCCGGGCAGUACAUGUGGAUCACGGAAUUCAUGGGCAGUGGCAGCGAAAUCGAGCACGAAGCUUUUCUUGCUUACUGGCUCUCCAGAUUCGUCUUCCCAUUCUCGGGCAAAAGCAUAAUCAGACGCGUGUUUCCGAUCAGCGUUCGCUUGGCUAGAGGGACUAAAAUCGCACUCGCGCCGGCCGUACUAGCCGGCAUUUACAAGAGCUUGACUCUGCUGAAAGUGGCGGUUGCUGCUGCAAGAAUGGCAUCAGCCCAAUCUCAAGAUGGCGAUUUCGAAAUUUUAGCUUCGGCCCCGUUGGCGCUUGUGCAGGUUUGGGCUUGGGAAAGAUUCCCAUCACUAAGACCGAGAAAGCCCGUCUGCGUCGGACAAGACGAACCGAGAUUAGCCCGGUGGAGUAACUCCAAGAAAUCGAAGAUUGAAGAUAUCUUGGUGAAGAUUGAUUCUGCGGGAGAAGAGUUCCAGUGGCGCCCUUACACGACGACAGCUGGCAAUGCCGUUUUGAAAAUGAACUACUACAAGGAUAGAGAAUACUGGGCUGUAGUUGGCUCGGAUAUGGACGAGGAUUUGGAGGGGAUGGUUCGAUUCUUGAGGGCGAGUGAGCUCGUUGGGCUCGAAGAAGAUUGCAUAGAGCAGUAUCUGCCGCACCGUGUGGCAAUGCAGUUCGGCAUGGAUCAAGAUUUACCAGGACAUGUACCGAGAGUCAAUGUGAAUGCUGAUGUUGCUUGGGGGGAUUAUAUUCGCCCCAUUGGAGAUGCAAAGAUAUACGUACCGCCUCGCCUUUUUGAGGCCGAUGUUACUACUAGGUACUUCAAGUGGUGGAGAAAAAUGAACCUUGGCCAGAGGAAGAAGAAUACUUGGGAUGGCUCGGUGGAAGAAGCAACGAAAGACGAAUUUGUCCCUCCACCACGCGUCCAGAGCACUUCAUCUUCUAGUAAUGAAAAGGGUAGUUGUAACAAGGGUUCAAAAAGGAAAUAUGUAGAGAGCUCGUGGGAUUAUGAUUCGGGUGAUUCUCUUUCUGAUCAUGGUUUUGAGAAAACCGUAGCUGAAUCUUCGAGCAUGGCGAAUCAUGAGACGAAUUGGUCUGGUGGCGGUGGCGGUGGUGGUGACGGGGCAAGCCCUGUUAUUUUAAACAGGUCAUUUGAAGCAAUUGGCUUUGGACUUGAAGAGAGAGUCAAGACUAUUGAAAAGCUGUGUUCUUUGUUAAAAUCUGGAAAAUUUGAUAUGCCUUUGAUUCAAUCUGUAACUUAACACAAGUUUCUCUAUACUCUUCCUGUGUGGCAUUAACAGUCUAUCUAAAGUAACCUUCUACUUCUUUUUA